AUAGCUCGUAAUAGAUCGUAUCUUUACUAUAAACAAGAAUUAUACGCGCGAAAAAUGGCUGAAAGCGCAGCGAGUCCGGGCAGCGUGCAUGCGAACAGUCCGCAACAGCCACAACAACAGCAGCAGCAACAACCACAACAACAGCAGCAACAACCUCAGCAACAGCAGCAGCAAUCGCAGCAGCAACCACAACAACAAACGCAACAACAAACGCAACCUCCAGAUAUAAGCAGUUCACAGUUGACAUCUCCGCCGAUCACAGGAACAGGUAAGCUCAUUACUUUCAUUCUGCGCACAUGACGACCAUUUUGCGGUGAGUACAUGGAUAUUUUACAAGAACAUAAAUCGUACUAUUCGAGAAAUAGCCUGACAAUUGAUAUGACAAGUAUUACAAUAUUUAUACAAAGUUGACUGUGUAAAAUGAGAACUCUGUGACAUUUUAACGGUCCAAUGCAACGGUGUGAGAAUUAAAUAACUUAUGGAUUAGAUGAUCGGCGAAUAUGGAAUUUUCACUGCGAUGUGAAAAACCGUAUCGGAAAUUCAAAUUAUCUAUAAACGUACGCGGUGUAUGUAUAUAUGUAGUUAGUUAGAACUCGUAAAACAGGAGAGCGCAUUAUUAUGCGGCUCGGAUGGGGUUAAGCAAUGUGUUACGGUAGAAAAGAUACGUGUCCAAGGCGUAAUGUAUUUAUAUGUGUAUGUAUAUAUAUGUAUAUAUAUACACAUACAUAUAUACAUGCACACAUACCACACACACAACACACAUGGUGUCGGAGCACACCCGCCGGCUUAGCCGGCGGCGUUUGAAAAUAGAUCGGGGAACGAUAAAGUGCCGUGUCGGUGAGCUAUCGAGAGUUUGCGUAAUAAUCGCAGAUAGAUUUAUGCUAGAUGGGAUCGUUGUGAAAACGAUCGACUCGCGAAUCGCGAGGGUGAAGCGUGCCUAUAGACAGAAAUAUCGGAUGAUCGGUAGUAUGGUCUCGAGGCGAUCGAAACGGCGACGCUGGCUGAUCUCUAGUCGCUUUUCUACGCAAUCGAAUUCCGAAAUGUAAUGACGCGAUGUGAAAACGUGCUCCAAAGCACACACGCACUUAGCUUUUAUUCUGUAUUCGUCAAAGCAAAGGUAAUGAAAUAAAAGAAACAUUCUUACUUUUAAUAAAUAAUUAUAAUUAAAUAAUUAUGGUAACACUCUUAGUUACACUAUAAUAUUUAAAAAUUCAAGAAAAUUUUUAACAUGUACGUGACGCUGUUAUAUUUUUCUCUCUUAACGAGAAAUUCCUAAAACUCAUUCUGAAGCGUCAUGGAACAUAUAUAUUACACAUUCUUUCACUUAUAAAUAUUAUAGUAUAGCAUAAUAAGUGUUAAUAUAAUCAUUUAUUUAUCGUUUCAUUUAUUAAAAGUAAUAAAAUUGUGUAUUUUGAAGAGAGGUGUAAUUAAUGCGUUAUUGUAAUACAGUGACUGUUUUGUAAAUGCAGACUUGAUUAUGAAAGGAAAUAUUAUGUUUAUUAAUUCUUAUUAAAAUUACUACAUUAUUCAUACAUCGUAUCUCUUCAAUAAUCCUGUACAAAGAGUACACACCCAUUUCUUUUUUUCUUGUUUUUUGCACGCCAGUUGUGUAACACUUACGAGAGAGCAACAGGGGCCUAACUGACAAAAAUGGACCCGGGAGCGGGUUAUGGUCGGACCUGGACCCCGACCGGGUCCGGAAACGAUUUUGGUGCCGCGGGCGGGGAAAGCGACUCUAGCCUGACAGACGUUUCUCUCCCUUUGCACGCUCUCGCGCCUUCUUCGACAGCCAGGUUCACGCUACCGAGAUAGCCACCAGCCAAGCCCUGGGUGUGCAUCGACACCAUAAUGACGGGUGAUUGAAAUGUCGCGCAACCCGUAGCGGAAUAUUUAUCGCUACUUGUAAAGUAGAACGCUGUUUAUUAGAAUCACGUUUAUCGAAGUCGUUUCGUGCCAGAGGUAAACUAAACUGCCGUAAGCGCACAAUUGUAAAUCAGUUGUGAGCCACCGUUUGAUUUUUUUUUUAAAUCUUCAUUCCUAGUGCAAAAUCGCUGAUGCAUAAUCUACCGUGAUAAGGAAGAGAUCUUCUUUUACAGAUUUAUAGAUCCGUGUAGCGUACAUUUUGCUAUGCAUAUUUUGUUUUGCAUUUUUCGAUAUCACAGAUUUAUGGCUUCAGAGAAUAUUAAACCCAUAUUUUCAUUCAUUUCGCACAUGUUACGUAGAUUUAUUAUUAUAUUUUAAAUUAUGGUUAAAAAAUCGUAAUACGUACCGGAUAACUAGUUUUACAAAAUUUCUUUAUCAUAAAAAUUCUUCUAUCACAAAAAUCAUUGGUAAUAUCGUUUCAUAGAACAUAGAGAUAUCUUUGCUUCUGUCUGAUUGAGUAGUUCUUGGAUCUUUACACUUCACUUGAAUCUUUUUUUCUUUAUACAAUUCGAUUGCACAAAACACGAAGAGAGAUCGACGAGAUAAAAUUUCGUACGUGUGUAUCGCAAAUCAGUCGUUGUUUUAGCAGCUGAGAAUGACUUGAAGCGAAAGAGAAGGAGAAAGAGAGAGAGAAAGACCCAGAUUUCAUUUUCGUUGAUGAGUUUGGCACCGGUCCAACUCGCCUAAAUAUAUACUACCUUUUUCUCCGUCAUUCUCUCACCUUCUCCUUCUCAUUUUCGUCUGAAACAGAUCAUUCCCAGUUCGCGAAGCCAGUGGAAAGGUCUGAGAGUACUGCCGGGAUUUAUCCUAAUAUGAAUUAAUAUAAUACUAAAAUGUAAGAAAAAUUAUAGAGUUUACAUAUAAAUUAACUUCAGGUUUUGUCUUAUUUGAAAUUGUAUACAAACGUACAGCUCAAUUGCAAAGAAAUCUACGGAAAUAAAUAAUGAUGAAUGACCGUUGGCUGCUUUCUACAAAUAUUUUGCUCUGCGGGUGGUGACAAAAUUCUUUGACCCUUUGAUUUUGGAAAACAAAAAAAAA
Solenopsis invicta (red fire ant) is the source of this 2961-nucleotide messenger RNA. RefSeq lists its product as uncharacterized. NCBI's taxonomy places the organism in Eukaryota, Metazoa, Arthropoda, Insecta, Hymenoptera, Formicidae. Bases 55 to 300 code for a protein of 81 amino acids. The transcript has 2 exons. The record is from RefSeq and is a predicted model, not a curated record.